AUGCGCCCAGACACCACGCCCACCGCUCAACCGCUGUUGGCGAUCACUCAGAUGGCGGACGUCGCCAACCACACCCGGGUCGUGCCAGUCCCCGUGCUGGCCAUGGCUGCCGGCGAAUCCGGCGAGCUCCUGCGCCUUUCCAAGAUGAGCGAGACGAAAUGGCAAUGGGGCGAAAAUGAGAGUCCGACGCUACGGGUGUUCAGCAUCGACCAGCACGACAGAGAAGAGACGGUGUUGUGGUCAAGUGACGGAGCUCCGAUCUUGCAGAUCAAGGCUGCGCUAAGCUUGGUACGAUUUGAGCCUACAAGAUGGUUGCUAGUGCAGAAACGGACAUCAACCACGAUUCUCCAGCCGGAAUACCACAAGGUGCCAGUUUCAGAACGCCCGUCCGGGAUUGACAAGGCUACGGAACGCCCAUCCCGAAUCAACCCAAAACCCAUCCUUGCCAUUACCUCGGAGCAAACUGGCGGUUUCGCACAUUCUGAUGUGUCUUUCAGCUAUGGGUCUCGGAAAAACCCACCCCAACUGGCCAUUGUGGACGAGUGUGGCUACUACAGUGUCUGGGACAUCAAGGGCCGAGGCGUUCUGGGAUCUGUUAGUAUGCGGCCCAAACUCCGGCAUUGCGGUCACAUUCAGCUAGGCGCCACGGAGCAGCUCCCCGAUGAGGACUCGCCGGCCUUCCGCACAGAGCCUCACGGAGUGCUGUGGGUCGGCUCAUCGGGCCCCGGUGUUGAUCUAUGGGACGUGCCAACCGCCGAAGAUCCUGAUACGGGAAACGACCUAGCUGCCUUGACGGCGCGGUCCAAGAAACUCUUGCUGUGGAACCGCACGAAGUUUGAGGUUAUUGAUGUGAAGAACCCAUCUUUCCGCAAGAGCUUGACGGUUCUCAAGUCGGAUGAACCAGACUACAUCCUCGACGUGAAAUCAAACCCAGUGAGCCGAAGCCAAGUAUUCAUACUCACAAGCUCGUGUCUAUUUUGGAUUGAGACGUCCUCACCGGGGACAGCCACCGUUAAGCAGGGCAGUCUCACCAUCCUGCAAUCCUUUGCGCAUAUGAGGGUUUCAGAUGCCGACACCUUGAGGCUAUCCGUACAUCACGACGGCAAUGGGUCGGGAGAUGAGGCGUGCGCACUGUAUCUCUACUCCGAGAAGUCGCCAGAAGUCGAAGUGUACUGGUUUUCCAUCCCUGAAGCAACGAGGUUACCGCAAUUUGAGCACCACGUGGUGAGGCUCGAUAACAACCCAUCAAAGUUGCAAGCCAUGUGUCCUGUACCAGCGUUCUUGAACAGCACCUCAUCCGCAGCCUCCAAGGGGCCAGGGGCAGAUUACAUGAACCAACAGGUCAAGUUUCAACAACUCUUCGUCCUCGGAAGAGACCUCAGCCUCAGUCAAAGCCUCCUCGCUAUCUCAGCAAGCCCAGUCCUCGAAGUCGUCCCGCCGGACAAUAGUCGCGAAUGGUCAAGAGACGGACAGGGACAGGCGCAAAACAAGAGGCGAAGGGAAUUUUUGCAGCAUUUUGAGGACACUUUUGUGGUGCCUGACGGUCUGGGAGAUCUGGAUGAGUUGGUACAGCGUCGCACCAAUCGGUACCAGGAGCUCAUGGAUAUCGAGCUAGAAGGGAGUGGCCAGCGGAUACAACAGCGGUGGCCUCGACCCCAGAACUUCGAUCUCUUCAUGUCCCGUAUUAGAAUCUCCAUCGAAUCGGUCGUCAUGGCCUCAGAGCACACCAAUAUUGAGGGACCAUUGUCUGUCUUUGACGCCAUCCAAGAGGCGGUCGUCAACUGUCUAGAGACCGAGGGCGGCUACAUCCCAUUACACACUUUGCACGAGUACGAAACCACGUUCGAGGCACCGCCCCUAACCCGCGAGGCUGUUGCCGCGUGGGACUCUCGCUUCCAGGAACUACUGGGCGCCCAAACCGAACGUAUCAUUGCUCGACCCAUUACCAAGCAGCAUCUUCGCCAUGGCGAGACGGUCUCUCCAUUGGCGGAUAUCCGCGACCAGCUCGAGGAGCUGUGGAGUCCGGCGGACCUCCCGGUGAGAGCACAACAAUCACGCAAUGUCGUCCUGGCCGAGACGGCCGAGGCUAUUGCCCGAUCCCUCUUCGGUGUUGCGAUUCUUGACGCUAAUCUUCCCACCCCAGAGGCUGGGCCUCCUACCUGGGUGCCUGAACCACCUCCCCAGCCAAGCAGCCAACAGUCAAGCCAGCGCUCGAGCCAGCGGUUCUCGCUGUCGCCGGCCAAGCGAGGCCAACUAUCGUCGAGUCAACGACUCUCGCUUUCGCCAACCAAGCUGAGCCAGCCCCUCAGCCAACGAAUCUCGCUCUCUCCCACCAAACGCGGUCAAGCUCUCGGCCAGCGUCUCUCCUUCUCACCCACCAAGGGCGCCCGCUCUCAAUCCCCCUACAUCCCCUUCUCCUCGAUCCCCUUCCCCUUCCCCUCUUCGGGUCCCUUCUCCCAAUCCUCUGCCGCCUCACCCACCCCCACGCCGCCGCCGCCGCCGCCGCCAUCCACCGCCCUCCAGCGCCUCAGUAUGCUCGCCGAAGACCUUAAUACCGCGAACGCACCCGCCCGCCAACAUCCGGUGCUCUCGUACUGGCCCACGACCCGCGGCGUCGGCACCGAUGGCUACAUCUCCUCCGUCCUCGCCUCUUCAACGAAGCACAUGAACGCCAUCAACGAGCGCCGUCAGCGCGCCGAGUCCCGCCGCCGCAAGCGCAGAUCGCAGCUCUUCGGGCCCUCCGCCGCGGGCGCUUCGUCGCAACCGUACGGGACGCAGGACGAGUGGGAAGACUCCGGGCCCGCAACUGGCCCCGAAAGCGCACCGCUGCCGUCUCCGACGACGCAGCCGCUGCCCAAGCUGGCGCCCCCCAUCAUCGGCUCGAGCCAGGCGCCGCCCGUGGUGGUGCCGUCAUCGCAGACCUUCUUCUCCUCGCAGAUGCCGCAGGUCAUGUCGCAGCCCGUGCUUGGGCGAAACGCGAUGCGGUCACCGGGGAAGAAAAAAAAGAGAAAGUCCGGCUUUUGA
Molecule: messenger RNA, 3024 nt
Organism: Colletotrichum graminicola M1.001
Lineage: Eukaryota; Fungi; Ascomycota; Sordariomycetes; Glomerellales; Glomerellaceae
Exons: 2
Coding region: 1-3024 (1007 amino acids)
Biological process (GO): nucleolar large rRNA transcription by RNA polymerase I
Cellular component (GO): RNA polymerase I core factor complex
Molecular function (GO): RNA polymerase I general transcription initiation factor binding; RNA polymerase I transcription regulatory region sequence-specific DNA binding
Source: RefSeq, a predicted model, not a curated record